Molecule: messenger RNA, 2464 nt
Organism: Cyclopterus lumpus (lumpfish)
Lineage: Eukaryota; Metazoa; Chordata; Actinopteri; Perciformes; Cyclopteridae
Product: sterol 26-hydroxylase, mitochondrial
Exons: 9
Coding region: 236-1864 (542 amino acids)
Biological process (GO): glucocorticoid biosynthetic process; C21-steroid hormone biosynthetic process; cortisol metabolic process
Cellular component (GO): mitochondrial inner membrane
Molecular function (GO): iron ion binding; monooxygenase activity; heme binding
Source: RefSeq, a predicted model, not a curated record
CUUUCUUUCUCUUCAACGUCCAUUCUUCUCAACUUCUUCCAGCACUUUAAUCAGCGAGCGCAAGAGAGAUUAUUAAGUUAUUAAGUUUAAUGAUAGUGACUCAGACUUGACUGGUUUGCCUACUCACCUGAAGCACUGACAAUUAAGAGCGGCCUUGCCUCCAGUUGUGUGGGUGGAGAGGCCCCUGGUUGCUCCAUGAGAGCUGUGCCGUGAGGGUUAAACAUUGUGUAAGACCAUGGCCCCUCCCUGCUCCGCUAGGCUCUUGGAUGUAACAGGAGCCGUGCGUGUGUUUUCCAUUCUGCUCUCCAAUAUGGCUGCAUCACGGUUGUCCCGGAGCCUGAUGCGACGGUACGGACGCUGGCCUCCGAUGGGCCCGAACGCCGCCGAGGCCCCGGUCUGCUCCAGGGGGGCGGCGGGCCCGUCCUCUGCGGGCCAGGACAAGCCUCGGACGGUGGACGACCUCCCGCACGUCAGCUUCCUGGAGCUACUCUACAGGAUGGUGUUCCAGGGUUUCUACAACCGUUUGCAUGAGCUACAGAUCUAUGAGAAGCAGCGAUAUGGGCCCAUAUACAGAGACGGACUGCAGUCGGUUUCCGUGAACACCCCGAAGCUGCUGGAAGAAGUCAUGAGGAACGACGGGAAGUUCCCUCAACGGGGAGACAUGUCGGCGUGGAAGGAGUAUCGCGAUUUGAGAGGAUUCGGCUACGGGCCUUUCACCGAGGAGGGGGAGAAGUGGCGCAACCUGAGGGCGGUGCUGAAUAAGCGCAUGCUGCAUCCGAAAGACUCCGCGCAGUAUCACGGCGUCAUCGACGACGUGGUCGCCGCCUUCAUCAAGAGGAUCCGCUUCCUGCGUCGGUGUAGCCCGACGGGAGAUUUGGUGACUAAUGUGGCCAACGAGCUCUAUCACUUCUCGCUAGAGGGUAUUGCCGCCAUACUGUUUGAGACGAGGGUCGGGUGUCUGGAGAAGGAAAUCCCUGCGAGUACCGCCGACUUGAUCAGCUCCAUAGCGCAGAUGUUCGAGAACAACAUGGCUGUGUUUGUGACGCCCAAGUGGAGCCGCGGCCUGCUGCCUUACUGGGGGCGCUACAUUGCAGGCUGGGAGGGGAUCUUCAGCUUUGCUAAAGCGUUGAUUGACAAGAAGCUGGAGGUCAUUCAGCAGCGCGUGGACAACAACCACGACGUGGAGGGCGAAUACCUCACGUACCUCCUCUCCAACACUCAGAUGAGCAUGAAGGACGUGUACGGCAGCAUCACCGAGCUUCUGUUGGCUGGCAUGGACACGACCUCCAACACCCUCACGUGGACUUUGCACCUGCUGUCCAAGUACCCCGAAACCCAGGAAAGACUUCACGGAGAAGUGUCCGCGUUGGCGCCGGCGGACCGGGCCCCCUCCGCUGCCGAGGUCACCCGGAUGCAGUAUUUGAGGGCCGUUGUCAAAGAGGCCCUGAGGAUGUACCCGGUGGUUCCCAUGAACGCAAGGAUCAUUGCAGAAAAGAACGUUACCAUUGGUGGAUAUCAGUUUGCAAAAAAAACCCCUUUCAUGUUCUGUCACUACGCCAUCACCCACGACGAGGACACGUUCCCAGAACCGUUCACGUUCAAGCCGGAGCGAUGGCUCCGUGACGGCCGCGAGAGGCCACACCCCUUCGCCUCCAUCCCCUUUGGCUUCGGCGUGAGAAGCUGCGUCGGCCGCCGCAUUGCUGAGAUGGAGAUGCACCUGGUUCUGGUCGCGAUCGUCAGGCAGUUUGAGAUCAAACCAGACCCCGCUAUGGGCGAGUUGAAAAGCAUCAACCGCACGGUCCUGAUACCGGACCGACCGCUGAACCUCCACUUCGUGGACCGAAGCCGCGGAGACGCAGAUUGAUUUUUAGCUUUUUGCACAUUUCUUGAGUGGAAAAAAGUACUUUUUAAAAAAAAAAUUUUAAAGGAUGUUUGCUGUAUUAAGUGACCAAUCUGGAACUGGUGGUAUAACAAAUGCAAGUAAAUGUAAAAUGGACAUUAUUAUUAUUAUUAUUAUUAUUAUGCAAACAUCAAAAUAAUGCUACGUUAUAUACUUAACUUCAGACAAUAGGCCAUUGUUCACACAGACAAUGCAGGGAAGAGCAAUAUUCUUUAAUGUGAUACGAAAUUAUAAAGAGUAUUAAAAUAAAAAGAAACUAUAUUUAUCUUUUUUUUUUUUUUUUAAUCUUUAGCUGUUUUUGCCGGGCUCAGUUGGAAGUGCUUUUUUUUUUUAUAACGAGCACCGGCGUAAAUAACACUUUCAUAAUGUAGGUAAGACUUUUAUUUAAAGAUGAACUAAACUUUAAUUGUGUCUUCAUUGUCACGUGUGAACUGAAAGUGAAUCGACUCUAUUCUUCUACGCCUGACUUUGGGUCCACUUUUUAAAAAAUUUUUUUUUUUUUAAAAGCACACUUAUUUUAUUUUGUAUUCAUGAAGAAUAUUUAUGUUGCUGCUCUCCAAAUAA